AUGAGGGCAUCUUAUGAGCCGCUCAGGACAUCUUUCCGCCGCCUGGAGAGUCCCUUUUCUUGGGGCUACCUUGGGAUCCUAGUGCUGGCCCUAGAGCUCCUGCUACCCACAUGCUCAGGUGACUGUGGUGAGCCACCAAAAUUCAAAACUAUGAAAACCAAGAUUGAUCAUAAACCCCCUAUUGUUAACCGGUUGGCAGUGGAAUAUGAGUGUAUCCCAGGAUACAAGCAAAUUGAUCCUACGAUAAUCAUCCUGACUGUUUGUGAGCCUGAUGGCACAUAUUCACCUGCUCUCCAGGAGGGUUGUACAGAUGCCUGUUGUGAGCUGCCAAGAUUUGAAUCUAUGAAACCCAAGGGUGAUCCUACACCCCCUUACAAUCCUGGGUACCAGGUAAAAUAUGAGUGUCGCCCAGGAUACAGGCGUCGUUUUCCCAUUCUUCCUUCCUCUGCUGUUUGUCAGCCUGAUAACACCUGGGCACCUCCUCUCCAGGAGGCCUGUACAAAAAAGUCAUGUCCACAGCCAAGAGAACCUCCAAAUGGCAAAAUAGUCUACAUUAGUGAAACUCUGGAGUUUGGCGCAGAAGCUCACUAUGCUUGUAAUGAGGGGUAUUCCUUAGUUGGAACAAAAACUCUACAUUGUGAACUCUCUGGAAAUGAUGUGGAAUGGAGUGAGGAGCCACCGCAUUGUGAAAAGAUUUUGUGUCAACCACCUCAACAAAUAGCCAAUGGAGAAUUCACCAAUAGCCACAAAGAUACAUUUGAAUAUAAUGAAGUAGUAACUUACAGUUGUAAGCCUUCAGAUGGACCAGAUGAAUAUUCCCUUGUUGGAGAGAGCAAGCUUGUUUGUUCUGGGCGCAACCAAUGGAGCCCUGACCCUCCUGAGUGUAAAGUCGUCAAAUGUGAAUAUCCAGCGCUGGAGAAUGGGAGACUGUCGUCAGGAUUUGGAAAAAAAUUUCAGUACAAAUCGGAGGUUACUUUUGAAUGCCUGGACGGAUUUUACCUUGAAGGCAGCAGCACUAUUGUCUGUGGAGCUGACAGUACUUGGGAGCCUAAGAUCCCAAAAUGUAUUAAAGUGCAGGACGACAAGCCUCCUCCAAACUACUGGAUCCUGUUUACCUCCCCUGCCACAGCCAUGGUUCAGAAAAAGGACUGA
Myotis brandtii (Brandt's bat) is the source of this 1152-nucleotide messenger RNA. RefSeq names its product membrane cofactor protein. Gene Ontology annotation, biological process: negative regulation of complement activation, classical pathway. Gene Ontology annotation, cellular component: cell surface. The record is from RefSeq and is a predicted model, not a curated record. The transcript has 8 exons. The coding region runs from base 1 to 1152 and encodes 383 amino acids. Lineage: Eukaryota; Metazoa; Chordata; Mammalia; Chiroptera; Vespertilionidae.